This is a messenger RNA of Hibiscus syriacus, 669 nucleotides long. Its product is annotated as non-specific lipid transfer protein GPI-anchored 31-like. The record is from RefSeq and is a predicted model, not a curated record. Lineage: Eukaryota; Viridiplantae; Streptophyta; Magnoliopsida; Malvales; Malvaceae. Gene Ontology annotation, molecular function: lipid binding. Gene Ontology annotation, biological process: lipid transport. Bases 112 to 648 code for a protein of 178 amino acids. The transcript has 3 exons.
CCACUUCCCCCACUCUUUUCCCUCACAAAAGAGCUUCCUUUUUUCUUCUUCUUCCCAAAUAACCCACUCUUUUGUUGAUUCCCCUGCUACUGCUGUUUCCUCUGUUCAACAAUGGCAGCUUCAAAAUUCUCUCUUGCUUUGUCCCUCGCCAUUCUCUCAAUCUGGGCCGUCGAUGCCGCUCACCACCAUGCGGCUGCGCCGUCUCCCUCUGUGGAUUGCUCCACUCUGACUCUCAACAUGGCUGAUUGUUUGUCGUUCGUGUCGAGUGGGAGCAAGGAUACGAAGCCCCAGGGGUCGUGCUGUUCCGGGUUGAAAACUGUGUUGAAAUCUGGACCCGAAUGCUUGUGCGAGGCUUUUAAGAGCAGCGCUUCUUUGGGUGUUACUUUGAAUGUCACAAAGGCCAUGACUUUGCCUGCUGCUUGUAAAGUCUCUGCUGUUUCUGCCACUACCUGCGCAUUGUCUCCUGCUGGUGCUCCAGGUAUGGCAGUAGCAGGUGCGCCGGAAUCAUUCUCAGGAGGAGCAAGUGUGGCGGCACCGGCACCGGCUCCGGGCAGCUCAGGCGCUCCGUUUCUUACUGUCUCGAUCGGAUCUCUUAUCUUAGGCCUCGUAAUUAUGUUAUAUCUUAUGGUGUUUACCCUUUGGUUUUGAUGUUGUGGUUGUAAUAUUAGA